ACAGAGCAGAAGGCAUCGCGGAAUAAGGACGAUGCUCCCCAUGAACUGGAAAGUCAGUACAUUCUGAGGCUUCCUCCGGAAUACGCGUCCACUGUGCGGCGGAUGGUCCAGUCCGGAAAUGUCAGCACAAAAGAUCGACUUUCCAUCGAGUUGCAUCCCGACGGACGUCACGGAAUUGUGCGAGUCGACAGGGUGCCCCUCGCUGCAAAGUUGGUGGAUAUCCCAUGUGUGACCGAGUGUUUGAAAACGAUCGACAAGAAGACUUUCUACAAAACUGCAGACAUCUGCCAGAUGCUGGUUUGCACCUUGGACGGGGAUCUGUAUCCUCCCCUGGAGGAGCCGGCGCCAGCAAGUGAUCCGAAGAGCAACAAGAAGAAGGACCGGGACCGAGAGAAGAAGUUCAUAUGGAAUCACGGCAUAACUUUACCGCUGAAGAAUGUGCGCAAAAGACGCUUCAGGAAAACCGCCAAGAAGAAGUACAUCGAAUCCCCGGAUGUGGAGAAAGAAGUGAAGCGCCUUCUGAGCACAGAUGCAGAAGCUGUUAGUGUCCGAUGGGAGGUGAUUGCCGAAGAUGAAUCCAAAGAAGGUGAAAAUCUGACCGGGUUGGACAGCUCUCCGGUAUCAUCCGGAAUAAAACAAGGGCGUAGGUCUUCAAUGGGAAGGGAUGAAUUGCGUGAGAUUUUCAACGACCUGAGCAGCAGCAGCGAUGGCGAGGAGGAGGAGGGAGAGAGGCAAGAAGAGGAAGACCUGAACAUCAUGGAAGCCGAUGAAGACCAAAGAAAAGGUCAGGACGGCCAGGAAGGAGGCACCAACCAGAUAGAAUUGCAGAAACAAGUUGAAAACCUGCAAAAGAAAUUGCGAGAAACUCAGGAGAGGAGGAAACGCCAAGAAGAGCUUAUAAUGAAGGUGGAAAAUGUGGCUCUUAAGACACGUCUACAAGCUGUGCUGGAUGAAUUCAGACAGCAGGAGGAACGGGAGAAGCAACAGGUGACAUCUCUGGAGGAGCAACUUGAAGCCCUAAUAGAGAAGUGA
Messenger RNA from Staurois parvus, 1032 nucleotides. The record is from the annotation of a GenBank genome assembly. NCBI's taxonomy places the organism in Eukaryota, Metazoa, Chordata, Amphibia, Anura, Ranidae.